Molecule: messenger RNA, 784 nt
Organism: Arabidopsis arenosa
Lineage: Eukaryota; Viridiplantae; Streptophyta; Magnoliopsida; Brassicales; Brassicaceae
Source: the annotation of a GenBank genome assembly
AUAUAGAGAAAAAACUUUCAAGAUAACACAAAACCUCUCUCUCCCUAUUUGUUAAAGAAGAAGAAGAAGAUGAUGAUGGAUUCUCUAGCUAAAUGCUUCAACAGGCUUCAAGAAAGGUACGACAACGUUCUAGAAGCUAAACCUAUUUACAGAGACGACUUAGAAAUAACGUUGCCUCUGAACGAAUCAGAGGUUUCAGUAGAAUCAACCAAAAGGUCUCGGUGCUUGCAGAGAGCCAAGAGGAUUGACAAAGCGUUGAGGUUCGAAGCCGAAGACGAAGAAGAUGAAGAGAAGAAAAAGCCUCUAGCUAAGCCACGUAAGGUUGUGAGGUUUCAGUUAGAGAAUAAUAAGAUCUUCGAGCCAAAGAAAACGGUGAGGUUUGAUGAUGAUCACGAACUCGAACCAAAGGAGAAGCCUCCGGAAGAGAAAGAGAGUUUGAAUAUAGUUGAAGGGAAGGAAGAGGUUGUGAGGGUUAAGAUCAAGAUGACAAAGCAAGAAGCUCAAAGGCUGAUAUCGAAAUGCAAAAACGACAGCGUUUUUGAUUUGGAGCAUUUUGUGGACCAGAUCGCACACGUCCCUGUUCAUCAGCUUCAAGUCGCUAUGGUGAUGGUUGGUUGUAAUAAUGAACGACAAGGAAAUGGCUGCUGGUUAUCCCAGCUGAAAUAAGUUAAUUUUGAGUUUAUCUUUUGAAUUUUUUUGUAGUUUUAGGGUAGCAUCGAUACAAAAUAUAUGUGUGACUAUGUGUAUAUAUUUUGUAAAAGAUCAAUAGAAGUAACAUGAUUUU